Closterium sp. NIES-67 is the source of this 1295-nucleotide messenger RNA. Lineage: Eukaryota; Viridiplantae; Streptophyta; Zygnematophyceae; Desmidiales; Closteriaceae. The record is from the annotation of a GenBank genome assembly.
GACGAGACCAACAGCCGUUGAAGAGCCUCAUGCCUCCUUUUGAGGCUCGCUUCUAUGCUUCUUUUUAGCUCCUUAGAACCUGGCUAUGGCCGACAAGAAGGUCCUUGUCUACUCCAUCUGCAUGACGUGACCAACCGCCCUAGUACCCCGUUUUGACGCGCCUCCUGUUUUGGCUCUUUUCGAGGCUCUUUAAAGCCUAGCCAUGGCGGACAAGAAGGUUCUACUCCAUCUGUAUGACGUCACCAACAGCCCUGACCCGAACGUAAACAGCACGGUGCUUCGCAUCAACGGCAUUGCGAGAAGCACCUUGGGAAUCGGUGGCAUUUUCCACGGCGCGGUCGAGGUGUACGGCGAGGAAUGGUCCUUUGGAUACUGCGAGCGCGGCUCCGGAGUCUUCAGCUGUCCUCCUAAAUCGAAUCCCUACUACACGUACCGCGAAACGGUGGACAUGGGGGAGACGAAGCUCAGCGCGAAACGCGCGGGGCAAGUCAUCGCGGAAAUGAGCGUGAAGUGGCCUGGUGCAUCGUACGACAUGCUUGCAAGGAACUGUAACCACUUCUGCGACGAGCUGUGCGACAAACUGGGUGUCGGGCCUAUUCCAGCAUGGGUCAAUCGGUUCGCUCGGACAGGGGACUCGGCUCUGGAGCUGUACGAUCAAGUGGGGCAGCAGAUUGCCUCCUUACAAGAGUGGAGCAGCAGCACAUACAGCUACUUGCUUGGCACGAUCUCCCCUGCUCCUGCUCCUGCUGCCGGUUCUGCUGCUGCUGGUACUGCUGCUGCUGCUGCUGCUGCUGCUGCUGCUGCUGCUGCUGCUGCUGGUGCUGCGGGUGCGGGUGCUAACGUUGCUGGUGCAGCCGGUUCAGGAGUUAGUUCUGCUCCCUUGGGUUCUGUGCAGGGGAGGAGUUGGAGUGAGUUUUGGAGUGGCAGGAAGGGAGAGGAUGCAGAAGGGGCAGAGUUGUUGCAACCAGGGGAGGAGAGAAGCACCAUGGGGGUUAGUGGUAGUGAGGAAAGAGGGGAAGGGGAAGGGAGAAUAGGGAGAGAGGAGGGUGGGGUUGGUGAGGAGAGGAAACCGGAGGCAAGUGAUAGAGGAACAGAGGGUGAGAGGGAGAUGGAGAGGGAGAGGGAGAGGGGAGGGCUCCGUGCAACUCUUCCUUUGUUACCUACUGUGCCUCCUGUGCCUCCAGCAACAAUUAGAAGCAACAAUGUCAAUUAGUGGAUUCUUUUAGUGUACCAUAAUCUAUUCUCGCCAACAGUAGUUUCUUUAUCUAGUAGACCAAUGAAGAGUGCAAAUUUUC